AUGCUAGUUGUGGGUUCGAUGACAACUCUAGAGUAUGAUGAGUGGCGACGCAAAAGGAUUAAUGAUAACAUCCCGGAGUUAAACUUGGAAAGUGCUCGACUAAUGGAAGAGUAUCUACAAGUGAUCCCAUCAGAGUUGGAGAUUAUAAAACAAGAUUUUAAAAAGAGGAAUUCAGAGCUUGAAAAUAAAAUAGAACAGUUGGAAGAAGAGAAGAUGCACUUGAGGCUAGACGUCGACGUCCAAAAAUUAGAAGCUGAAAAGUUAAAGAAGGGGAAAAAUAAAGUAGAGGUAGAUCUCGAUAGCUUAAAGACGGACUACAAGAGGUUACGAGUAUCAAUGAGAAUUGCCGAACUGGGAAAGACUUCAGAGCAAUGGCGACAGGAAAUCCAGGAAGAAAGAAACAAAGCCGAUCAGUGGGAAAGAAAGUCCCGGGAGACUCAAGUUCAGAAAGAGGCCUUAGAGCGGCAGUUUUUAGAAACUCAAAAUUAUCAAGCGGACCUGAAAGCUAGAAUAACGGAACUCGAGAAAUCACUUGCUGCAUAUAGAAGUCGUAAUUCUGUAGUGGAACUAAGGACAAGUCUUUGCAAGAUUGAAGGAUUGAAAAAGAGGAUAGAAGAAUUGGAGUACACAUUACAAGGCUGUAGGCAACGGAUCGAAUCUUUGGAAGGAAACGAAGAGCGUUGGAGGGAGCAACUUCAUCAUUCGCAGAAUCAAAUUCAGAACAUGGAUUACAUUAUGGGCAGAGCUAUUGCUCAGGUUCAGGAAGUAGCUGAUCAUUUGCAAAUAAUGGCGGUUCAGGCUAAUGUUUUAAGUGUAAAGUACGAACUAGAAUCGGAUCGGGGUCAGGAGUUAGCUUCAUUGUUGAAAGAAGUUAGAGCUCUGAGCAUUAGGGCAAAGCGAUAUCUGUAA
Messenger RNA from Gossypium raimondii (Peruvian cotton), 909 nucleotides. RefSeq lists its product as uncharacterized. The transcript has a single exon. Lineage: Eukaryota; Viridiplantae; Streptophyta; Magnoliopsida; Malvales; Malvaceae. The record is from RefSeq and is a predicted model, not a curated record. The coding region runs from base 1 to 909 and encodes 302 amino acids.